AUGAGGAGGGUGGGGGUCCUGUGGCUGGUCCUGCUGGCUCGCGCGUGCGUCGUCAGGGCCCGGAGUCCCCGGAGCGCUCGCGCGGAGCGACGCCGGCCUGCCGAGCGGGUCCGGGGGCGUCCGGUGCUGCGGGAGCCCCAGGACGGCGGGGACCCGUGCCCGGCUCUGGAGGAGAGAGCCGGCUGCCUGGGGUACGUCGACCCCCGGGGCCGGGACUGCGGCCGCGGUCACGUCCCCGCCUUCAUCGCGAGCUUCGCUCGCAGCCCGGAGAGGAACCGACCCGCUCCGUCCUCAAGACGGCCCGACGACCGAGAGGAUGCGGGGUACUGGGUGGAGUUCCGGGUGGACACCCUGUCCCCGCCGUGCUCGGGGGACGCCCGGCCCUGGACCCGCUGGAUGCGGUAUCUUCGGCGAGGCCACGUGGUGUGCGCGGACUGUCGGCCCCCGGCGACGAGUCCCCGGACGCCCCGCUGCUUGGGCGACGGCCCGGACGCCGACGGAGAUCAAGUUCUUCACUGGCAAGCCAUUGGCAACCCCCACUGUCAUGGAACUUGGAAAAAAAUUCAGAAGGUGGACCGGUGUUCGUGCCCAGCUGUACACAGCUUUGUGUUUGCCUAGAUUUCAAAGUGGGGAGGGGAGAGUGCUGUGCGACCUUGGGCAAGGGGCUUAAUUUUUC
Ornithorhynchus anatinus (platypus) is the source of this 676-nucleotide messenger RNA. RefSeq names its product somatomedin B and thrombospondin type 1 domain containing (gene SBSPON). The record is from RefSeq and is a predicted model, not a curated record. Lineage: Eukaryota; Metazoa; Chordata; Mammalia; Monotremata; Ornithorhynchidae.